CUUUUCCCUGGCUUGUAAAACGCAAGGGCGCCGCUAGAGUUAAAAGUUCAUAAAGAGUCAGCGUUUAAAAUAAACUUCUAGUGUGACGUAUAAAAGUAAACAAAUACAAUAGGUACUGUGUUUGUUUUGUGUUAGGUGUGUUUUCGUUGAGCUGUGAUCUGUUACCGGUAUAAAUUUUGUAAAAAUUUAAUUUAAAAUUACGAACCAUGGGAAAUAUUUACACCGUGGGACCAAAUGAGGCACUCAUUGUAUCAGGCGGCUGCUGCGGCUCCACCAAGAAGAACACCAUCGUGGGCGGCUGGUCGUGGGCCUGGUGGUUCGUCACCGACGUGCAGCGGCUCUCCCUCGAGGUGAUGACCUUGAACCCCAUGUGCGAGAGCGUGGAGACAGCACAAGGUGUGCCCCUGACGGUGACGGGGGUCGCUCAGUGCAAGAUCAUGAAAGCAGAGGAGUUGCUGCAGACUGCCUCCGAGCAGUUCCUGGGGAAGACUGUGAAGGAAGUCAAGUCAACUGUACUGCAGACACUGGAAGGCCAUUUGCGUGCCAUUCUUGGAACGCUGACAGUCGAGGAGGUGUACAAAGACCGGGACCAGUUCGCCGCAUUGGUGCGCGAGGUCGCAGCACCCGACGUCGGCCGCAUGGGCAUCGAGAUACUAUCGUUCACCAUCAAGGACGUGUACGACGAGGUGCAGUACCUGGCGUCGCUGGGCAAGUCACAGACCGCUGCCGUCAAGCGAGAUGCCGACAUCGGCGUGGCGCAGGCCAACAGGGACGCGGGCAUCCGGGAGGCAGAGUGUGAGAAGUCUGCGAUGGAUAUAAAAUAUAAUACAGACACCAAGAUAGAAGACAACUCCAGAAUGUAUAAGUUACAGAAAGCCAAUUUCGACAAAGAGAUCAAUACUGCUAAAGCAGAGGCGCAGCUUGCUUAUGAACUGCAAGCUGCUAAAAUUCGACAAAGGAUUCGCAAUGAGGAGAUCCAGAUUGAUGUGGUUGAGCGUCGGAAGCAAAUUGAAAUUGAAGAGCAAGAAGUGCAGAGAAAAGAACGUGAAUUGAACAGUACUGUUCGUUUGCCAGCAGAAGCCGAGAGUUACAGAGUGCAAACAAUUGCCGAAGGAAAAAGGACGCAGACUGUUGAAGUUGCUAAAGCAGACGCUGAGAAAAUUAAAAAGCUUGGUGCUGCCGAGGCGUAUGCAAUCGAAAGUGUCGGCAAAGCGGAAGCUGAGCGCAUGCGGAUGAAAGCUGCCGUUUACAAACAGUAUGGUGAGGCAGCAAUAAUGUCUCUGGUGCUGGAUGCUCUUCCAAAGAUUGCUGCUGAAGUAGCUGCUCCUCUUGCCAAAACUGAAGAGAUUGUGCUUCUCGGGGGAAACGACCAAACUACAGCAGAAGUGAGCAGACUGAUUGGUCAAAUUCCACCAGCAGUCCAUGCUCUUACUGGAGUCGAUGUGUCCAAGGUGCUGAGUAAGGUUCCCGGUGCCAAAUAAUUGAAGAUAUGUUCAUCCAUUGAUGUUUUCAGCAUUUAUAAGGUCAUGUUUGGUGGAUAUAUUGGGAGGAAUGUUUACUACAGGAGAGAACAAUUAAAUUGCAAUGACAAUAUAAAAAAUUAUUAUGAGUCGCUGCUGAAAUAAAUGUCUCUUAUAUGGUAUGUUGAUCUGCAGAAUUGUGUUUAGUUGUGAAUUUAUCCUCAUAGCCUUUUGAAUGGCACCAUCUAAUGUUCACUUCUCCACUUUUAUAUGAGAUAUUAUUUGUAUGUGAGUAAGUAGAAGAUAUGUGUAACCUUAGGUAGUGACAAAGAGAUGUAUAUUUGAUACUGACUGCAUCCCAUUUUUCUAUCUGAUCUUGUAUUACAUCACAAAUAUAAUUAAAAAUAUAUUUUUGGUAAAUUAGUAGAUAUAUAGAAAUAAAAUAAAAUGUUUGUAAAUUUUUCAAAAUCAUUACAUAAUUAUUGAAACUUAAAAGAGAAAUGAAAUGUUGCAGUGUAACAUUUUCUUAUGAAGUAGAUGAUUGGAGUAAACAGUGUUUACCCAGCUAGUGAUUCCCGAUGUAAAAAUAAUAAGAAAACAUUUUUACAAUAUUUUUCUUGAAAAUAAAUUUUUAAAACAAAAGUUUUUUUUAUUGAGUAUUAAAAACUAGUUGUCUGUAAUUUUGCACAAAAACUAUUUAACCUAAAUACAUAAUGUUUUAUGUUCACUUUAUCGCAGCAUUGCAUUUCCGCCCCUUAAUGUACCACCACCACCACCACCACCACCACCAGCACCACCAGCACCACCACCACCACCACAGCCGUGUAGUUAGUGUUUCAUAUUUGUCGGGCAAUUCAAAUUCAGCAUCUGAAAUUUAUGUAUAUAUAUAAUUAAAAAAUACUGCUUCUCCAAGUGUUUUGAAAAUACAUUUUGUUUAUUUUGAUGCACCGUAAACUGGGCCAACUUUAACCCACUUUUUUCAAUUUUUCAAAUUUGAUGCUUCUGAUCUUUUGCAUUAAUAAAGCAAAAUUUUCCAAAACAUUUUUGGUGUAGAGAUGAAAGUUUUGGGAACAAGUAGUUAUGUCGGUUUGUAGUUUUAUAAAAUUUUAUUGUUUUUAACAAAUUAUUGUUUCGGUGGGUUAAAGUUGUCCCAUUGUAGGACAUCUUUAGCCCAAUAUCAUUUUUACCGCAGUAGUGAGUGUAUUUUUAUUAGAGGGUUAAUGUUGUUCAAAUGGGUUUGUGGGACAAUGUUAUUUACAGUUAUACCUAGAAUAUAAGACCAAAUAAAUCACCAAAAACAUUUUUUUAAACAUUUUAUUAGGAAAAAACUUAUUAUCUAAAGACAGAAUACAAAAACCACAGUAAAAUAUUUAUUAUUUUUAAUAUAUUGGUACCUUAUAUUGAUAACUAAUGCAAACAUAUAUCCAAGCACACUUGUGAGACACCAUUAAAAAUUAUUAGGCAACAUAUAGUAAAUGUAAAAACAUUUUUACAUAGGUUAGUCAGAAAAACUCUUUAUGAAAUGAAAGUGUUUAGUUGAGGGACAGAAAAAUAUCCCCUCCUUAUUGGCACAGGCUCACGUAUUUUCAUUAUUGUCAUCAAAAUCAUAAAUCAUUAUGUCCUCUUUACCAUUGACUGGCCAUCUCCAAAAUUUCAUAGUUUUUUCCAUGCACAUCACCUUAACUUUCUUAAUUCUACUGUUAUCUUCUAUGGGGAAACCAACAAUGCUGCCAGGAUAGAGUUCUCCAUUGUAUUUGACUGCAACAUAGUCACACUCACUUAGUUCUUCCUUCCAUGAUUCAUUUUUGUGUGGAGUUAGGCACUCAGAAUCAGAAUUUUGGUUUUCAGAUUCCAGAUCGUCACUUGUGGAAUCAGAAAUGUCAAAACUGGAUCCCUCGUCAGAUGAGGUAGAAUCGUCUUUCCUCGGCCUUCCCCUCUUUCUCUUUUGUUUAGGUUCUGAGACGACUUGUGUACCGGUAUCCAUGUCUGUUGGAGUGAUUCCUUUACCAGGUUCAACGUUUACAAGUUUUCUCUUCUUUCGAAUCGAAGGUGUGGCCUCUGAUCUCUUACUGAUUACUGUUUCGAGGAAUGCUUCACUGACAAUCUCAACAUUCACAGAAACUUCAGCACCUGGCAAUCGUUUCAAAACUUUGGUGGCAUCAAGAGGAUGAAUGCCACAACUUUUGAAACCUGAGACUAAAUUUUGCCCCUUGUCUUGAACAGAGACUCCCACAAGUUUAUUCAGCAAUCUAGGGAAUACAUCCUUCGGUAGAGUUUUGAAACGCUCUCCGCUAGGAGUUUUACGCCAUUCAUGUAGAAUUUUCCUCCAUUCUGCCUUCAGUGGAUGAAAGAAUGCCACAUCAAGUGGCUGUGUCAGAUGGGUGGAGUGUGGGGGCAGGCAAACAAAGACAAUGUCAUUUUAUUGGCAGGCUGCAAUGACUUCCUUGCUAAUGUGAGAUGCUAAGUUGUCUCCUAUCAGUAACUUUUUUCCUUCUUGUCUUUUGAGUCUAGGGAGCACAAGAUGGAAAAACCAGUCUUCAAAUGAUCCUGAGUCAAACCAUCCACUCUUCGACCUAUUAAAUCGUGCACCUUUCGGACCCCCUUCCAUCCAUGUGUCCCAUAACUUUUCUGCCUUAUAAACAACAUAGACAGGCAGAAGUUCCCCUUUUGCAUUUCCACAAAACAUAACUGAUGUAGACGUUUUGGAAGAAUCCAUUACUUGCUCAACAUGUUUCAUUCCGCGCCUUGAUAAAACUUUUCUGCUUCCUGGGUCGUCAGUCAGGUUGGAUUCAUCGUAAUUCCACAUAUUUUCAGGUGGAAUGCCUUCGACACUUUUCUCCAGAUUUAAAAAAUAUUUAAGUAAUGUCUCCUUAUCUACACCAGCCCGGUCUCGCUUAAUGUUUGAGGAUAUGCGGCAAGUUAACUCGGGGUGACGUUCCAGAAAGUGCCGUCCCCAGUCAUAACCUGGUAGGUUGUCACGGAACUCACAAACAUUUCGACCCAUUUUGUCUAAAUAAAGUUUUACAACACAUCUUAAAGCAUAUUCUGUGAUGGGAAAACCAAAAUCACAUAAAAUCGUAGUAUGUUCAACAAGUGUUUCUUCCUCUUCUUCGGUUAGUAUUGGCUGCCUACCUGGUUUUUUAGUGUGCACACCUUUCAGUUUGUUUUUUAUUGUGCUGCGGGAGAUGUUCCAAAACUUCUCUGCUGCCCUCUGAGAAAGUCUACCUUCCCUAAUAUCUUCCAAACACUUCUGUAAAGUAUCUUCUGUGUAGUCCUGAUAUCUUCGACUCCCUAUCUUUCUUCUACUUCCCUUUCUCACUGUUCUCAUAGUGCUGCCUGUUUGACUCCCUGAAACAUAUAAACAAGUGAAAAAUAUCUAGCAUAGUUUGGCCUCAAUGUAAUAUAAAGUUUUCUGAAACAUUAAAACAUUAAGAAUGACAAUGAAGUUAAUUUUUUUUCAAUGGUGCAACUUUAACCCGGGACAAAGUUGUCCAAACUAACCUCUAAAUUGACAUUUGCUAUUACUAUAAGCAAAGUUGAAAAAAAUUUGUACAAUUAAGCUGAUAUUGAAAUGUUCCUGUAAGGACAUAUGCAUAAAUAGAUUAAUUUUACACUUACCAGAUAUUUCAGACUAAAAUCAAAUUAUGCACACCACAAAGUUGUGCACUAAGGGCGCGGUUACACGGGACCCUGAACUACUUCAGGUGAACAUGUUUAAGUAAACACGUUUACAAACGCGAAAGUGUGCGGUUACACGGUAGUUGCUGAAAAGUGUGUUUAGCUCUAAAACCGAUUGUCUACUGUCAACGAAUGACUGUGUUGUUGAUCUCUAUUUUUUAAUUGCAUCCAGAAAACGCGGGAUUUUCUCACUUGUUUAUACAGCAUUAUCAGCAGAAAUGAAAUGUGUUUACACAUUGCUCAAUAUUUUUUUACAAAUCGGGAAUUCAAACAUGCACAGUAAAAUUUUUAAACUUAUUUUUUAUUAUUUUUUGAGCGAGAGUACCUAUCUCAGUUUUAAGAAAAUUAAGGUCAGGAUAAAUUAAAAAAUAUGUAUAAUUAUCUGUUGGUUUUUUUGUUGCAUUCGGUAAAAUAUUACUCGAACUUGUGCCAGAAACACUUUCCAUCUAGAAUUUCUGCAAAAGACUGUUUAUAUUCUAACCAGCCAAUCAGAGGCUAAUGUAGAAGAUAUGUCGAUCUGAACUACUUUGCCAACCUGUUUAAGUUAAAUGAGAAAUGGCCUCGAACGAAACAUGUUCAGACUGUGUGUAACCGCACUCAACAGCUGAACAUGUUCACCUGAAGUAGUUCAGACUCCCGUGUAACCGCGCCCUAAAUAAUUCUUCAUGAAACAGCUGGUUCUUUUGUAACAGUGAUACCACCACAUCUGAUGUGGUACAAAAAUUCCCUACCUACAUAUUCUAAACAGUAACAUAAUAGGAACUAUGUCUAACUAAUGUUCGACAUGUUAUUUUGAAAAACAUUUCUAAAACAAUAUAAUUCAUCUUUUUUCUCUGUGUGGGACAAAGUUGACCUGAAGGGCCAAAGUUGUCCCAGUUUACGGUACUUAAUAUUUCUCCAUUAAAAAAAAGAUUACAACUUUGUUACAAACUUACAUGUGGAAGAAGGAGAAUGAUAUCAAUCACAUUUUCACAGGUUUGCAAACUCACUUUUAACUAUGUUUCCAAACCUUGUUUAAAAAAAGGUGUUUUAAAAUUUGAUUUAAGGGUGCAUGUUAAGCAAAAAAUUGUGAUAUGGUUUCUGCUUGUUUUCUCGAAAUGAAUCACUAGCUGGGAAUUGUUUGUGAUGUUAAGAAACAUUCUGUAUUGGUAUUGUUAGAUACAUGCUGUUGAUAAAUGUGUUAUUCUCAUCUUUAUUAUUUUUAUUAUUUAUGCUCAACCAAAAAAAGCCAAAGUAUUAAACAUAUUUAAAUUGCCAUAACAUCCUAAAUUGUAAAUAAAAUAACUCAUAAAAAAUAAAUAUAUUUUUGGAAAAGGCAGCUUAAGUUGAAAAUGUUUUUGCCAUUUAUAUAGGCUAACAUUGGACUAUGUUCUCAUAAAUAUGUACAUAUGCACAAAAUAACUAUGUGCCAUAGCAAUAAAAAUUUGUUUGUGACUAUUAGGUUUACCAUUUAUGUGAAUGCUAGUGUAUAUAUUUUUUACAUGUUUUUGUGUAGUGUCCAAGUUACUGUAUAACUUAUAUAGUUAUAUGUAAUUCAGUCACUGAAGACUAAAAGUUUAUAUUUUGUGGUUGCUACGUUACAGGAUUCUGAAUUGAAUUUAUUUAUCAAAAGCAUUUGAGUUUAGUAACUUAGAAUAUUGUUUUAUUCUAUGUUUUUCUUCACAGUACAUUCAAUUAUGUACUUCAUUUAAUUUUUGCUCAACAUUAUUUAACAAUAUAAUGUCCUAUGUCCGAUUUAACAAAAUUUUAUAUUUAUAUUUUUUUGAACUAUUUUGGUACAGGAGCAUUAGUAUACUUGUAAUUUUUUUUUUGUUAUUUAACAAUUAUUUAAAUCAAUAAACAGUAUAUAAUUUUGGUACAGAAGGGUUUUAUUAUGUAAAUCAAGACUAAUGAAUUAAUUUUUGUUUGAAGAUGAUGAUGUCAACAUUUUUUUGCAACAAUAAAAUAAAAUUGAAAAGAAAAUAAUUUCCACUCGUAAAUAAUUUUUAAAAAAGUCUGCAUUUGAAAAUGAAGCUUGGGAUUUUCCUAGUGUUCCAAACCUGUUGUGCUUUUAAUAAUUUAGAGAGAAUCUCACUAUGACUUAACUUUAUAUUUGCUGCUUUAAGUAAACCACCACUUUUAUAUUAUUUUAGCUUGUGUGUUCUGUACAGUGUAAUUGAUAUGACUGAACAAGCUUUCAUUUUGUCAUUCCGAAAAAUCUGAAUUUUAGUUGAGUACAUAUUUAUAAUAAUGUGUGAAUUCAGGAUGUGUGAUAAACUUUAUUGCAACUGUAAACUAAAGCAGUAAUAAGAAUGGUGAAUUUGUUAAUCCUUUAAUAAAUAUCAUGCAAGACAUCAUCUUCAAUGUUACCAAGAUGAGUUUUAAAUCAAUGUAUAGUAAAAAAAUUGGCAACAAUAAAAUUAGUACCCUGUUUUAAAA
Molecule: messenger RNA, 7556 nt
Organism: Bacillus rossius redtenbacheri
Lineage: Eukaryota; Metazoa; Arthropoda; Insecta; Phasmatodea; Bacillidae
Gene: Flo2
Product: flotillin-2
Exons: 9
Coding region: 207-1481 (424 amino acids)
Biological process (GO): protein localization to plasma membrane; regulation of myoblast differentiation
Cellular component (GO): flotillin complex; cytoplasmic vesicle; plasma membrane
Source: RefSeq, a predicted model, not a curated record